AUGCCUUUACAGGCCACCAAACCACAUCUAAUGUCCAUUCUCCCCGGCCCCAUCUGCUUCUAUCGAUCAGCCUUCCGUAUGCGCGUUCGAGGGUGUCAAAAGCUCUUCACCACUUUUCCCUCCAGAGCUACAGCUACCGGUUCUCCCAGAAAAGUGUUGUCAGUCCCAAAGCCAAUGUCUGGCGCGGUUUCACCCAGCGUUGCUCCAAGUGCCUCAGAGGUUCGAGAUAGCCGCCUCAGUCUCUUAGCCAAUAACCUAGCCCGGGAUGGCAAGGCAACACUAUUCCAGGCUGAAUCUCAUGCUGGCUAUAUGUACGCAGGUUGGAUGGGAGGUAUAAUCUGCCUUGGUGGCGCCUUGCUCUUACUUCACGAGGAUGUAUAUGACGCAAACAAGGAAUUGCCAUGGUUUGUUCCGGCUGUUUUCCGCGUUUCAGCAGUCCUCUUGAUCGGAUUUGCUGGCUGGGCCAUUGGUCGAUCAGCUAGGCGGAUUUCUUCAAUUCAGAUCCUGCCAGGAAAUGAUAAAGCACGGCUGGUUUUGAACGUCCGACGCAAUAUUCCUCUUCCUUUCAUCAAACCACAGAGAAUGACCGUGCUUGCCUCAGACGUUACUCUUCAACGAAAGGUGGUCAUACCAAUGGGGAAACAAUUUCAGGCUGCGCCCAGCUUAAGAAACCCUGAUCAGAGCUUCAUACUAAGGGUUGCAAAGAGCAUUGGUGCCGCACUGUCCAGGUUCUUCUCUGGCGCCAGACAGUUUAUCUUUUCUGAUGGCAUCAUCUGGGUUUCUAUCAAAGGUCGUGGUGGCAGCUGGAAGCUUGACGGCUAUGGAAGGUUCCCCGAGAACGGCAAUCGUUUUAGUGCACGAGAAGACAGAAGAUACGGAGAGCCUGCCCGGGAAUGGAGACCCUUUGAAACCCGCACACAUGGAGACAUCGUGUUGUUUCGUAACCCUGAUCCUACGCGGAACAAUCGCGACUUUCCAAGGUGCACGGAGAAAAGCUAUGAGGAAUGGAAGCUUGAAGGGUAUAUUGAGAGUGGUAUGAUGAUUCCAACAGAUGACUCGGCUUCGUUGGCCUUCAGAAAUCCUUUGGUAAUGCUCCAAGGAUCCACAUCCAUGGUUGAAAUCGUGGUGGGUGAAGAGGCAGCAGUAUGGUAUCUGCAUGAGAAAAUUCUCACUGCAGGCUCCGCGUUCUUCAAGGCCGCCAUCAACAGCAGAUUCAGAGAAGGCAUUGAGCGGAAGAUCACUCUUGCUGAAGAUGAAAAUCGGGUCUUCCAACUCUUUGUUCAAUAUCUCUAUUCGAAAACCUUCCAGGCUAGCUCAAUGAGACUGCUCCUCCGAGCUUAUGUCCUUGGUGACAAGCUGGGAGCUUCCCACUUUCGGGCUCAUGCCUUCGACAAGAUAUUCAGCCACAACUUCAGCCAGUGCCAAUUUACAGCCGAACAAGUCCUUUGGGUUUUUGACAAUACUCUGCCUGGGUGUGCGCUUCGAAGGUUUAUCGCAGAUACAAUUGCUUACAGCACCCUGCGGCAGAACUUGGAUUAUGGAAAAGAGGAAUGGGGAACGCUGGCUCCUGUCAUGCCGGAGCUAAUGGAGGGAGUUAUCUCGAUUGCUGGAGUGCAGGACGCAAAAGACAAAUGGACCAAAAAGUCUAGGUUGGCAUACCAGGAUUGA
Molecule: messenger RNA, 1668 nt
Organism: Endocarpon pusillum Z07020
Lineage: Eukaryota; Fungi; Ascomycota; Eurotiomycetes; Verrucariales; Verrucariaceae
Exons: 4
Coding region: 1-1668 (555 amino acids)
Molecular function (GO): protein binding
Source: RefSeq, a predicted model, not a curated record